Fundulus heteroclitus (mummichog) is the source of this 5423-nucleotide messenger RNA. RefSeq names its product centrosomal protein 152 (gene cep152). Gene Ontology annotation, biological process: centriole replication. Gene Ontology annotation, cellular component: centrosome. The coding region runs from base 403 to 5190 and encodes 1595 amino acids. The transcript has 27 exons. The record is from RefSeq and is a predicted model, not a curated record. NCBI's taxonomy places the organism in Eukaryota, Metazoa, Chordata, Actinopteri, Cyprinodontiformes, Fundulidae.
UUUCUUUGUUCCUGUUGUGUACACGAUCCGCGCGAGUCUGGCGCUGCUAAAGCGCGCGAGUUUUCAAAGUGGGCGAGUCAACGGUACGAGGAUGUUCAACAGGCUAGUUAGCUAGCUAACCAGAGUUAGCAUCGCAACUUACAGAGUUUACUGCCUGGGAAAACGCUCGUAAAGUGGCGUUAAACUCCGUACUGGCUGCGUUUACGAGAAACAACCCGGAUGUAAAGGUUUUUCACGCACUUGUUUAUUUAAAAAGGAAACAAACAGUUCAGUUUCGUCGCAGCUUUUUCAUGUAAACAGUAGCAUGGGUAGCAUCCAGCGGUCAAAGGCAGCGUUGCUUGGAUGAGCUACUAAAAGAAACUGCCAAUUCUUUUCCGGUGUUCCAGUCGCAGGCAGUGCAACAUGUCGAUUGAUUUUGACAGCGCUGCUCUUCAGACUCAGCAUGAUGAAGACGAAUACGACCAAGAAGACUACGCGAGAGAGCAAGAGUUGCACAAGCUGCUCACAGACCUACCGGAUGACAUGCUGGAGGACAGCCGAGACUCCUCCUCCCCGGAGCCGGAGUGCUCGGCCUACAGCCAUAAAAGCACCGGCGACAGCCCGCAGUCCAAGUGGAACCAGGACUGGGCCGACCAUGCACGGCCGACCUCUCACACACAGGCCCAUGAAGUCGACUACGACCACGGCUCGCAUGAUGAGUACGCCUACCAGGACCGUCCUGCGCACGCUAACGGACAUCUGAGUCGCCCUCGUAACCCGUUACCGGCUCACGCCUGGAACCAGGACCUUCACUUUGCUCAGGACAGUCCUGCACACGCCAACAUGGACUCAGACGUAUAUGCAGAGACUGGGGAUUUUUCUGCCGAGUUCGAGCCCAGGUUGCGCCCUGAAAGCACCAAAAACCAUGUGGAUUAUAACGGAGACGGAGGCUACAGGAGCCAGCAGUGCCAUGGCGACCACGGCGCCAGAAACCAUUUCCAAGCGUUAAACUCUGGAGCAGCCGAUCACGGCGUUAAUCAGUACACGGUUAAUUACAACCCCCAGCAUCCCGCCCAUCACCCACACGCCGCACAGCACAACGAUCAGUUCGAGCAGCUACAGAGGGAAUUUUUUGAUUCGACGCAACAAACUGCUGAUAGGGAGCAAGUGGCCCAGCUGCAGGUUUUAAACAAAGCUCAGCAGCGGCAAAUAGAAGACCUGGAGCGGAAACUGGAGGAUUCACGCCGUAAUAUGAGAUACAUCGAGCACCAGUUCGCAAUCGUCAAAGAUGAAAAAGACGGCCUUGCGGUGAGUUUCAAGGAGUCAAGUCGGUUGAUUGAAGAAGCAAAAAAAGGAGAGGCUCUAAUGCAAAACAAACUAAAGGCUCUGGAGCAGCAGAUCCACGUCCUCAAAGAGAAAGACCAGGAGAACGAGAAGAAGCUGAAGGUAGCCGACGCGGCAGUGGACAGCAUGAAGCAGCAGAUGCUGGAGCUCUGCCGCUCCGACACGCUGUCCAGGACGCGGCAGCAGCACGACAGAGACCUCGCCGUCAUGAAGGAGCAGCACGAGGCGGCGCUGCUGGCCUUACAGCAGAGGCUCGACUCCACCUCUCAGGCUCUGAACGACCAGACUGAAGUUAGUCAGAAGCUCCAGCAGCAAGUCAGGCAGCUGGAACGUCAGCGAGAGGAGGAGCAACUGGAGAGAGCCAGAGUCGUCAACUCGCUCAGCAUGCGCCUGGAGGAGAGUCAGCAGCAAUGUGCCAAGCUGCUGCAGACCAAUUCGGUGCAAGAGGCGAGUCAGAUGCAGAUCAAACUACAGCAAGCCCAGUCGGCCAAGGCGCUGAGUGAAAACAUGAACAAAGUUUUACAGGAAGACAUGGCUGAACUGAAAGAGCAGAUUACGCUGUACGAGUCUGCGCUGAAACACGGCGUCGUGUCAGUCGACCUUGGUAACGACUGGGAGAACCAUUUGUCUGAAUCCUGCUUGGAUCUGGGACUGAAGAAACCCGAAAGGAGAAACGGCACACUUCACAGCACCGCUCUGCAUCACCUGUCAGACUCCAAGCUGCCCAAGGACGAAGCUUUAAGGCUGCUGCGAGUGGAAAUGCAGCGCUGCCUGGGAUGUUUAAAGGGAAAGAGACAGAAGAUCAAUCAGCUGCAGGAAGAGCUCCAACACUCUCAGGCUCGAGUCAGCGAGCUGCAGGCCCAGCUGGAAGAGGAAAAGCUCAAGUCUUCAGCCAGAGAGGCCAACUCAAUGAAACAUCUGGAGACGAACGAAGACGUUCUGAAAGAGUUCAUGAGAAUAAAGGAAGAAAAAAAACACCUGCUGGAACGAGUGGAGCUGCUUGAAAAGAAGCAAAAGGAGUUGAAACAGAAUGAGGAAAAGCUGAAGUCUGCCAACACUGAGCUGUGCACCAAAAUGAGGGAAAUGAUCCAAGAGUUGGACCAAGAAAAGCAAGAAGCUGCCGAGAGGACUGAGCGGAUUAAUCAGCAGUAUAGAGAUGAUGUGGUGGACCGGGUCAGAGCAGAACUCAUUCAGGAACACAAUGCUGAGGUGGAGCAGCUGACAGCGCAGCACCAGCAGCAGAUUCAGCAUUUACAAGACCAGCUGUCAGAAGUCAGUGAUAAGAUGCUGGCUGUCCAGGAAUGUUACAUCGCCGUGUGCAAGGAGAAGUGCUUCCUGGAGGAAACCGUACAGAAGCGAGAGAAAGAGGAGAGCAGUACAGCUGUGGCGAAGCUGAGAGGUGAACUAGAGGGCCGGCAUCGCGCCUCUGUGAUGAAGCUUAAAGAAGACUGGUCCAAGGAGAAGGAGGCUGAAAUCCAGCAGGAAGUGAGCUCUCGUGUCGCUUCCGCUGAAGCCAAAUGGAAGAAGGAACUCCAGGAGAAGCUGGAGGAGGCUAAGAAGGAGAGAAACCCGGACACUGCUGAGGUGAUCUGCCAAACAGAUGAGCCAGAGGCCGGCGGCCGGACGAUUAAUGCCGAGGAGCUGGACUCCAGGCUCGCUGCCCAGAAACAGCAGCUGCAGCUGGAAGCUGACAAAGUGCAACGCAGAGCUGUGGAGGACGCCAGGAAGCAAAUCCAGAGAGAGCUGGAGGAGAAACACCUGAACGAUAUGGCCAAGCAGGUUGAAGGGGCUGUUACCCGAGCCUACAGCCGCUGGAUCGAGGAUCUGUCUUCAUUACCAGAAUGCCAAGCGUUCCUCCAAAGAGAAAAGGAGGAAUGGGAAAAGCUGCAAGAAGAAGUGACAAAGCAAAAAGUGUCCCAGGCCCAGCGGGAAGCAGAGGAGGAGCGGCAGAAGGUGGUGGAGCUCCAGGAGGAGCUGGCAGCUCUCAGGAGCCGGCUGGAGCGAGCCUCCAGAGAGCAAGCGGCCCUGCUGAAAGCCGAGCUGGCCGCGGCCCGCGCAGCGUGGCACAGAGACAAGCAACAGGAGAUCUCCAUCGUCCAGGCCAAGCUGCAAGAGCAGCGCAAAAACCUGGAGCAGGCCGUGCAGAAAGCCAGGGACGACGCCAACCUCCAGAGGAAGGAGCUGCUCCUGCAGACGGAGGCCAAGCUCCAGGAGACGGUGAGGACCCGGGAAGACGAGUGGAGACGGCAGCAUGAGGAGAAGGAGCAGCAGAUGAGGGAAACCUUCUUAGCCGAGCUUCAGAGCGCCGUGGCCACGGUCUCUACGCAGCUUCUGAGGCUUUGUGAAGCAGAGCGUCAGGAGCCUGACGACGGCGGAGGAACCAGCAGGUCCCCGUCAGAAGCUACAAUCACCAACAUGCUGGAAACCCAAUGCAGAGAGAUGGUGAACAGAGCCGUAUCGGAGGCCAAGAAGGAGUGGAAGAGAGUUAGUGAGGAGAAGCUGAGCCGCAUCCUGAAAGAAACAGAAGAGAGACGAAUGAGAGAAAUCAACAAAAUGCAAGACUCUCUGUCUCAGAGGACGGAUCAGUCUCGUUGCAAGAAGGAAUGCGCCGACAGCUUCGGUAAGCUCCAGAAGAAGAAUCAGGAACUCCAGAGACAUUUAGAGAAAGCCUGCCGUCAACUUCAGCACCGCAUCCGUGAGCACAAAACGGCCAUGCAGCACCUUAAAGAUGAGCAUGAAAGCAGCCUACAGAAGCUAAAGGAGGAACAUCUGCAGCAGCUGGAGGAAGUGAAGAGAUCCACAGAAUCCUCAGGAAGUUCUGAUCACCAACAAAAUCUUCAGCAAGGCCUUGAGGAAAUAAAGCAGCAAUACCUGACCACUGUGGAAAAGAUCAGAGGAGACAUGCUGCGUUACCUACAGGAGAGCCGGGCGCGUGCUGCAGAGAUGAUCCGCAUGGAGGUGCAGAGAGAGAGGCAGGACACGUCCAGGAAGAUGCGGCGCUAUUAUCUGACCUGUCUGCAGGAGUUACUGGAGGACGGGGGCAAAGCUACAGGUGCCGAGAAGAAAAUAAUGAGUGCUGCGAGUAAGCUGGCAGCCAUGGCCAAAGUGCUGGAGACUCCUGUGAAAAGUAAAUCUGGAAACAAUUCCUCGCCACCGAGCGGCUCGACAGGUGGAUCUUCUGGUGGUGUGCCAGCAGGUUUCGGUAACGACCCGGCAGCGCUCGGCGGACUUCCUGAUUUCAGGCCAGAGCCGCGGCCCCAGAGGGACACGGCGUGUGCCGAUCCAGGGCCCAACCCAACCGCAGCAGUCAGGACCAAAGUCCUGAGCCACCAGGAGACCUCCGGACCUCAGGGGGGCUCAGGACUAAAGCCUCAAGCCUUUAAUUCUUCUCAGCAGACCUCGUCUCCAUCCCACGUGGAUUUAGACAGUUUGCAUGUGAGGGGUAAAGGCGCCGAGUGGUUUCUGCAAGGAGGGGACUCCGGCAGCGCCGAGUCAGCGCGGCAGAGUCGACCGUUCCUCAUCCAGGAGGCUCCGGUCAGGGAUGAGAAACAGAGCGGCUCGGACGCUGGGCCACACGUACCCAGACCGUCGUCCUCAGGGAGGAAGGAUGGACCGGGGAGGCCCCACACUGAGACAGGAGGGUUUGGGGGUCUCACUCCGGACGCUUCAGACCUAACGGUGUACAGGGACAUCCCCAGGCAGACGCCUCCGACUGAGAGCGGCUCACAGGCGAGGAAGAGUCUAGUGAGAGAGCCGACGCCCGGCUCUGAGCGGGAGCGCGGCGUCUGCUCCCGCCUCCUGUUCUCGGAGCUGAGGCGGCGGCAGCAGGACAGCGGCUUUGACAGUCCCGUCUACCAGCAGAAGUGACGGAGGGUGUGAGGUGAAGCGGGAGCCUCAGAGGUCACCGCCCGCGUAGCCGAAUAAAGUGCCUUUUACUAGAGUGUGUGAUGUUUACAUGUCCUAAAAACAUUCAGAGCGUUUCUCAUUAGCAGGAUCUGCUCCGUGCUUCUGCAGGCUGCUGAUGGAGAAAAGUUAUUUAGACAUGAAUGAAAUACAUCCCUGCUUUCUGCUGGUGACUGAUGUACAGGGUUGGUCAAAAG